Messenger RNA from Aspergillus mulundensis, 909 nucleotides. RefSeq lists its product as uncharacterized. Gene Ontology annotation, molecular function: oxidoreductase activity; flavin adenine dinucleotide binding. The coding region runs from base 1 to 909 and encodes 302 amino acids. NCBI's taxonomy places the organism in Eukaryota, Fungi, Ascomycota, Eurotiomycetes, Eurotiales, Aspergillaceae. The record is from RefSeq and is a predicted model, not a curated record. The transcript has 2 exons.
AUGCCAUCCCUUGCCGCGGUCACAAUCGAUGUUGCUGCUCGCAAUGCCACUUUGGACAAGUCGUGGUAUACCCUCUUGGCGAACAUGCAUACAGAGUUCCCCGAGUUGCAAGAUGCAGGAUUGCACGGAUAUUACACCAUGUCCGGCUCCCCGAGGUCCUUCUCCGUCACCCUGCUACAGUAUAACCAGCCGGACGCAACCAGCGCGAAAAGGCUUAUACAGCCACUACAGCGGACUCUAAUUGCCGCCAAUUCCUCGGCAACGCACCGUAUCACCACUCAAUGGUUUUCGUCCUGGUACACCAUGGUAAAGGGUGUGCCUUGCUCCGGCUGCACGGGAACAACACACAGCGUCCAGGCAUCAAGACUAAUCCCCCGUCGCUCGUUGGAAGACGUCGACUUGCUCAGUGAAGUUCUAAGAACUGUGGCUUCACUCAACAAUGAGACGGCACGUCAUAUUUCUAAUCCGCCGCCCAAUUCCAUGACAUCUGACCUGAAUUGCCCGCAGAACGGUGUCUCUAGCCCCUCCAUCUCGGGAACAAUGACCGCCAGCAAGAUGCCCGUCAACAAUUCUCUGAAUCCAGCGUGGAGGGAUACUGUCGUCCAUCUCAUCACGAAACAAACCUGGGAUGAUACCGUCCCCGAGGAGAUGGUCAACCAGGCAAUCCAAAAAAUGACGUACGGGAAAGGAUAUGCGUUGCGCCAGCUUGCGCCUGAUUCAGGUGCCUAUUUCAAUGAGGCCUAUGAAUACGAGCCCCCCUGGCAGUCGUCGCUCUUUGGAUCCAACUGCCCGCGCCUGCUCUUCGUCAAACAAAAGUACGACCCUGACAGUGUGCUCUGGUGUCCGCACUGCGUCGGCAGUGAAGCUUGGGCUCUACGGGGAGAUGGAACGCUGUGCCAGGCUUUGUGA